ACAAAAUUUUCAACUCAAAAGCCGAUCCCGAUUGGGUGAGUCCCGAUAACCCGUUUACAUACCUCUCACGUAUACUUCUCUUGCUUUACCGCCGGCCCGUUAAGUAAAUAUCAAUCAACAUCUUCUUCCUGUACAUACCUUUUUUUGCUUCCUUCCUUCCUCUAGCCAAUUAUAAUCAAGGCGAUUGGAGUCCAUUACGCAGCUCCGCCAAUAACAUAUAGCUGGAGCUUAUAACUUUCUUCUUCGCGUGGCUCUUCAGCAGCUGGACCUAUAACAUACAAAGCCGACAAGAUGAUCAAGAUUCAAAUGUUCUACGUUUUACUCACUGUGGUGGGCUUUCUUGCGCUUGUCGACAAAUCGGAAGCCGCCCCAGCACCAUGGUCCUUUAAGAAAGGGUGGGAUUGGAUCCAAGACGGCGCCGCUGGAGCCGCAGAUGACCUUGGAUGGCAUUUCAAAUAACCACUUGUUCUCUUCUGCUUGAACGGCACGAUGCCUAGAAGGACUUUUUUUUUCUUUUCUUCCCCCUUAGCAAGGCUUUAUGAUAUCAUCAACAUGUUUGUUUAGAACAAUUCUACUCUUGCAUCUCACAACACCCACAAAUGAUAGACAUUUUUACUGUUCUGCUCCUUUUUCAAAUUGAGAGGUAUAUAAACUUCUAAUUGGGAUCUAGUUUUUC
This is a messenger RNA of Puccinia graminis f. sp. tritici CRL 75-36-700-3, 676 nucleotides long. RefSeq lists its product as uncharacterized. The transcript has 3 exons. Bases 292 to 459 code for a protein of 55 amino acids. The record is from RefSeq and is a predicted model, not a curated record. NCBI's taxonomy places the organism in Eukaryota, Fungi, Basidiomycota, Pucciniomycetes, Pucciniales, Pucciniaceae.